Molecule: messenger RNA, 3212 nt
Organism: Centropristis striata (black sea bass)
Lineage: Eukaryota; Metazoa; Chordata; Actinopteri; Perciformes; Serranidae
Product: patched domain-containing protein 3-like
Exons: 4
Coding region: 552-3101 (849 amino acids)
Cellular component (GO): membrane
Source: RefSeq, a predicted model, not a curated record
AAUUUAAUGUCUGCCUGCACAGUUGCUGCCAUUUGCAACUCACAGUAGUUAAACUUUAAUCUCCAACACGUGCAGUACCAGUCUCUUUUUUAUUACCUUGUUUUCACACAUUCUUCUGUCUUGUUUAUUUAAUGAACACCAAUCAAAUGAACCAAAUAAACUCUGAUUUAGUUAUAUAGUUACUAAGUCAAUCCCACAUGUGCAAACUUGUGUUGUAAAGUAAUAAAAUGUUGCAGAGGUUUACUGUAAGGUCACGUUCGUUUCUGGGAACUCUUAUCAUUUCUCUGAGUUGAAAUGUCUUUGAAGGGCCUUUUCUUCCCUCUCGGAUAAUUUUUACGGCCAUGACUAAGCAUGAGAUUACCAGUAAAGACCAAAUAGCUUUCCUUCUUCUUAUUCUUUCCUGGUUUCAGACUGACUAUCAAGCCUUUAUUGGGCAAAGAGACUCCUUCAGGCUUUCCAUAAAUAGGUGUGUCAGGAGUUCUGUAAUCUGCACAGCCUUUAAAAAGGAUGCAGUUUCCCUCACAUGAGUAAACUGUCCUUUAAGACUGAAGAUGGGCUGCAGACGCACAGACUGCCUGGCAAAGCCUCUGUCAGGCCUUUUUGAAAGACUUGGAUCACUCGUUGGCUCCUUUCCUUUUUACUUUUUUGUGAUUCCUCUCGUUCUCACUGCAGCACUCGGCGGAGGCUUCUCUUUUCUGAAAGACAGGGAGGACAACGACUUUGAGCGGCAGUUCACACCCAAGAAAGGACCCUCGAAAGUGACGAGAGCUUUCAUCCGGGAGAACUUCCCCUACAAUGACUCCAUGUUUUCUGAAGACAGACUGUACGACGAUGGCAACUUUGCAUCCCUCAUUGCUUUGUCGACUAACAGGUCAAAUAUUCUCAAAAAUCCGGCCUUUGAAGACAUCAUCAGACUCAACAACAAGAUCCUUAACAUCGCUGUGCUCAAUAACAGCGUGGGAUUCAGUGAGUUGUGUGCAAAAGCCAACGGACAGUGCGUCUCCAACGUCGUCCUGGAGCUGAUCAGCUCUAAUGAAAGCAGCAUCAUCUUCCCCGUGCACACGCACAGAUCCAGCUCAGUGUUCCUGGGCUCGGUGCUCGGCGGGGUUAUCACAGAUGCCAACAGCUCAGUCAUAAGAGCCCAGGCUAUAAAACUCUUCUACUACUUAGAUAACGAGGAAAGCAAAGCUGACGCCUCGAAAUUAUGGCUGAGAGGAUUUAAAAAACUCUUAUCAGAUGAGCCGAAAAGCAAACACAUUGAGGUGUCUUACUACACCUCCAAAUCCAAGCAGGAGGAGAUUGACAGUCACACCACAGAUGGCUUCCCCUUAUUCCUCAUCACUUAUGCCUGUGCUAUCACUUUCUCGGUGAUAUCCUGCCUGAGGUUGGACAAUGUGAGGAACAAGGUGUGGGUGGCCGUCUUCGGCGUCCUCUCCUCUGGCCUGGCUGUCGUCUCCUCUUUUGGCUUGCUGCUCUACAUCGGAGUGCCAUUUGUUAUUACCGUCGCCAACUCUCCUUUCCUGAUACUCGGAAUCGGUCUGAACAACAUGUUCAUAAUGGUGUCCGACUGGCAGCACACCAACGUGAAGGACCCGGUGCCGAAGAGGAUGGCUCACUCCUAUAAAGAAGCCAUCAUGUCCAUCACCAUCACCGCCCUCACAGACAUCCUCAAGUUCUCCAUCGGCGUCAAGUCCGACUUCGCGUCGGUGCAGUCGUUCUGCCUGUACACCGUCGCCUCCAUCGUAUUCUCCUACAUCUACACCAUCACCUUCUUCGGAGCCUUCCUGGCUCUGAACGGGAGGCGGGAAGCCAGCAACAGGCACUGGCUGACCUGCAGGAAAAUACCAUCAGACAAUAAGGAUCAUCACAUUACGAUAUCUAACAUCUGCUGUGUGGGAGGCGGCUAUGAUGAGAACACUGGAGCGGAGAAAAAACAACCAGCGAGCAAUUUCUUUAAGGAUUACUACGGCCCGUUUUUGAUCAAACCCUGUGUCAAGGGAGUUGUAAUCUUCCUUUAUGUGGUAUAUUUAGCUGUGAGUAUUUAUGGAUGUUUGCACGUACAACAGGGGACUGAGCUGUAUGAUCUGGCAGCUGAUGACUCCCACGUCACCAGGUUCAAAGUGAAGGAUAGGCAGUAUUUUUCUGAUUACAGCCCAUCUGUGAUGCUUAUUGUAAGUGAGGAAUUCCCAUAUUGGGAUAAAACCAGCAGGCACCAACUUCGGGGCUGUGUAGAGGACUUUAAAAAGCUGCAAUUUGUCGACGAGGACGUCUUCACGUCCUGGUUGGAAUCUUACUUGUCAUAUGGACAACACCAACGUUUAAACCUUGACGAUAAAGACGUUUUCCUUAAGAAUCUACCCCACUUUUUUGAUUUAUUCCCCUUUUUCAAGCAGGAUGUGAACCUCACUGGAGACGCCAUCCACGCAUCCCGGUUCUUCAUCCAGACUGUCAAUAUCUCCAACGCCAACAUGGAGAUUGAGAUGCUUUCAGGUCUUAAAGCAACCGUAGAGAGAUGCAACGCGGCGUCUUUAUUAGCUUAUAACCACAAAUUCAUCUUCUACGACCAGUACGACUUCGUAGUGAGCAGCACGAUUAAAAACGUGGGCGUGAUCACGGCCGCCAUGUUGGUCGUCUCCCUCCUGCUGAUCCCCGACCCGCUCUGCUCCUUAUGGGUGACUUGUUCGAUCGGUUCGGUGACCGCGGGGGUAACCGGUUUCAUGGCGAUUUGGAACAUCAGCCUCGAUUCCAUAUCCAUGAUCAUUUUCACCGUCUGCAUCGGUUUCACCGUCGACUUCUCCGCUCACAUGUCUUACGUCUUCGUCUCCAGCGAGAAGAAGAGUCCUGACGACAAAGCUGUGGACGCUCUCUCCAGUCUGGGCUACCCCAUUCUGCAAGGCGCCGUGUCCACUAUUUUAGGGGUAUCUGUGUUGUCCACGUCUGAAUUUCACACAUUCAGAACAUUUUUUAAGAUCUUCUUUCUUGUCAUGUUUAACGGGAUGAUUCACGGCCUCGUUUUCAUGCCAGUAAUUCUUUCAUUGUUUUCAUGCAAAUCAGAAAAAAAUGAAAGUAAAGACGAGACUCUGAAAAUCAGCAAACUAUGACCACAGACACUGUGCUGGUCAUCUAGAAAUAUAGAAUUUAGAAAUUAUAAAAUGCAUUCAAAAACAACAUUUGCUUUAACAGUGGUUAUAAAGUCUGUAUAAAUCAUUCUU